AUGUUCGUCUACAAACGCGAUGGCCGCAAGGAGCGCGUGCAAUUCGACAAGAUCACAGCUCGUGUGUCAAGACUCUGUUAUGGUCUUGACCCCGAACAUGUCGACUCCGCUGCCAUCACGAUGAAGGUCAUUUCUGGUGUCUACCAGGGUGUUACCACCAUUCAGCUCGACGAUUUGGCCGCCGAGACGGCCGCAUACAUGACCGUCACCCACCCCGACUACGCCAUCCUCGCAGCACGUAUCGCCGUCUCCAACCUCCACAAGCAGACCAAGAAGCAGUUCUCCGCUGUCGUCUCGGAUCUAUACCACUACAUCAACCCAAAAACCAACAAGGCCGCGCCCAUGAUCUCAGACGAGACAUAUGCGACCGUCAUGAAGCACGCGGACGAGCUCAACAGCGCCAUCGUUUACGACCGUGACUUCAACUACCAAUACUUCGGAUUCAAGACGCUGGAGAGGUCAUACCUUUUGAGGAUCAACGGCAAGGUUGCCGAGAGACCACAACAGAUGAUCAUGCGUGUGGCUGUGGGAAUCCACGGCGAGGACAUUGAGUCUGCCAUUGAGACCUACAACUACAUGUCGAACAAGUACUUCACACAUGCGUCGCCUACGCUGUUCAGCGCCGGAACACCCAACGCUCAACUGGCAUCCUGCUUCCUCAUCGACAUGAAGGAUGACAGCAUUGACGGCAUCUACGACACAUUGAAGACCUGCGCCAUGAUCUCCAAGAACGCCGGAGGCAUUGGGCUCAACGUCCACAGAAUUCGCGCAACCGGAGCAUACAUCAGCGGCACAAACGGAACAUCCAACGGUCUCGUACCCAUGCUGCGUGUGUUUAACAACACCGCUCGCUAUGUCGACCAGGGCGGCAACAAGCGACCUGGUGCCUUUGCCAUGUACAUCGAGCCAUGGCACGCAGAUGUCUUUUCCUUCUUGGAUCUCCGCAAGAAUCACGGAAAGGAGGAGGUUCGUGCCCGCGAUCUGUUCUACGGUCUCUGGGUGCCAGAUCUGUUCAUGAAGCGUGUUGAGCAGAACACCACUUGGACUUUGAUGUGCCCUCACGAGUGCCCUGGUCUGGCUGAUGUCUACGGCGCGGAAUUCGAGGAGCUGUACGAGCGAUACGAGCGUGAGGGCAAGGGUCGUGAGACCGUCCGCGCUCAGAAGCUGUGGUAUGCCAUCCUCGAGGCCCAGACCGAGACUGGCACCCCAUACAUCCUCUACAAGGACGCUGCGAACAGCAAGAGCAACCAGAAGAACUUGGGAACCAUUCGCAGCUCAAACCUCUGCACUGAGAUCAUCGAGUACACUGCCCCAGAUGAGGUCGCCGUGUGCAACCUUGCAUCUCUCGCCCUCCCCACCUAUGUCGACAUUGAGAACGAGCGUUUCGACUUCGAGAAGCUCCACCAGGUUACCCAGACGGUCACCAAGAACUUGAACAAGAUCAUCGAGGUCAACCACUACCCAGUGCCAGAGGCUCGCAAGAGCAACUUCCGUCACCGUCCCAUCGGUCUCGGUGUCAACGGUCUUGCUGAUGCUUUCUUGGCUCUGCGCAUGCCUUUCGACUCUCCUGAGGCUCGCCAGCUCAACAUCCAGAUCUUCGAGACCAUCUACCACGCUGCUCUCACCGCUUCAUGCGAUCUCGCUGCCAAGCUUGGACCAUACGAGACAUAUGAGGGCUCUCCCGUCUCCAAGGGCGAGCUUCAGUACGAUAUGUGGGGUGUGACUCCUACUGAUCUCUGGGACUGGGCCGCACUCAAGGCCAAGAUCGCCGAGCAUGGUGUCCGCAACUCGCUCCUCGUCGCUCCCAUGCCAACUGCUUCCACCUCGCAGAUCAUGGGCUUCAACGAGUGCUUCGAGCCAUACACCAGCAACAUCUACUCCCGUCGUGUGCUCGCUGGUGAGUUCCAGGUUGUCAACCCGUGGUUGCUAAAGGACUUGGUCGAGCGUGGCCUCUGGUCAGACAACAUGAAGAACCGCAUCAUCGCCGAUGGUGGUUCCAUCCAGCGCAUUCCAAACAUUCCCGAUGACCUCAAGGCUCUGUACAAGACCGUCUGGGAGAUUAGCCAGCGCCACAUCGUCCAGAUGUCCGCUGACCGUGGUGCUUUCAUCGAUCAGUCUCAGAGCCUGAACAUCCACAUGAAGGAGCCCACCAUGGGCAAGAUCACCAGCAUGCACUUCGCCGGCUGGAAGCUCGGCCUGAAGACUGGCAUGUACUAUCUUCGCACCAUGGCGGCGUCUGCGCCCAUUCAGUUCACCGUCGACCAGGAGAUGCUCAAGGUCGCCGACACGAACCUUGGCAAAUCGUCUAAGAAGCGAAACGCUUCAAGCACAUACACCGCCGUCAGCGCUGCGAAGCCCGCUGCCGCCCUCGCCGCACCCAAGCCGAUGUACGAGAACAAGGAGCUCAAGGCUCCGUCCGUUCCAGAGGAUGUCGUCACACCUGCAACGACUCCUCCGCCUCAACCUGAGAAGCAGAAGAGGACCUUCGGCCGCACAUCAUCAGCUGUCGUCAACCCUCCCUUCCCAGCCGAUCAGGAUGAGGGCGAGAGCCCCGAAGUUCUCGCUGUCGAUGGCACAAAGGCUGUUCCCAAGGAAGAGGCGCUUCCCGAGCCCGCUCUCGCCGGCGAGAAGAAGACCGAUCAAGAGGAGGACGGUGAAGCCAGCGCUGACCGUGAGGGUGACAUCUACGCCGAAGCCGUCCUGGCUUGCAGCAUAGAGAACCCAGAGUCAUGCAUCAUGUGCAGCGGUUGAUCGUGAUCACGAGUUUGGAUGUAAUGAGGAGGCUUUCCUUUGUCGCUGGGCAUGUAAAUGGCGUUAAUGACGGAAACGGGACCAUGUUGGACAGAUGGGAUCUCGACACGGCGUUGUCGGAGAAGUUUGCUUUGCUGUUUCUAUUUGAAGUGCCGCUAAUCGUGGACUUGCUGCGUACUGUACAAGGAGUGUUUAUCAAUCGAUUGUGUUCA
Messenger RNA from Zymoseptoria tritici IPO323, 2963 nucleotides. RefSeq lists its product as uncharacterized. Bases 1 to 2751 code for a protein of 916 amino acids. Gene Ontology annotation, cellular component: ribonucleoside-diphosphate reductase complex. Gene Ontology annotation, biological process: deoxyribonucleotide biosynthetic process; DNA replication. The transcript has 3 exons. Lineage: Eukaryota; Fungi; Ascomycota; Dothideomycetes; Mycosphaerellales; Mycosphaerellaceae. The record is from RefSeq and is a predicted model, not a curated record. Gene Ontology annotation, molecular function: ribonucleoside-diphosphate reductase activity, thioredoxin disulfide as acceptor; ATP binding.